AAAAAAAAAGGACUUGAACUUGCAUCUGGCACCAAAAUAUCAAUCUUUCUCACACUUGCAAAUGCAAUACGAUACUUCAAACGUUUCCAAAGCUGAAAUUCGUAGCCUUUCGACGAGGCUGCCCCACACUUCAGCCUCGCGAGCUCAUCGCGUCCAUCGCGUAAACAAACUUCUUUCUAAUUCAACACCAACUCAUCCCACCACAGUCUCCUCAACCUACAGCCCGAAUCUCCAUACCGCAUUCACAAAAUCACCACCCUCGAAGAAAAUGCCCUCCCAAACACCACCCUCCCCCUCCCCUCCCCCCACCGCUCCCGUCGCCCUCACACCCGGUCCCCGCGCAGCAGCCUUCACAAAACUCUACUCCGACGCCCUCGCAAACACAUUGAAAGCAAUCUCCUACCCCAGUUUCGCAACAUGUUUCCCAUCCAUCGCAGAGCACGCGCCGUCGGCGUUGAAGAUCUUACAUGGGAAUAUGGUAGGGAGACUAGAGGGCUUUGCGAAGGCGGAGUUCGAGACGAUUUUGAAGGAGCGGAAUGUGGUGGAGAAUCUGAAUAGACUCGAGGAUUUGAUUGCCGAGGCGAGGAGGAGGAGGGCGAGGGGGUUGGAUGGGGGGAAGGGUGAAGUUGUGCCACCACAUACUCUCUCUGCGCCCUCCCUCCUCCGCUCACACACCACGCCUCUGCAUCAAUCGCAGCAGUCACACCUCAAUGCCAAACUGCAAACCACAGAAUCGCAAAACGCAACACUGAUAGAGGAGAUUAGGAGACAGAGGGCGGAGAUUGAGGAGUUGCUUAGUAUGGGUGAGAUGCUGGUUAAGGAUUUGGAGGGUGCUGGGAGGAGAUUGGGUGAGAGGGGUGAGGAGUUGGCGAGUAAGGGGAGGGAGGCGGAGGGGGUGUUGGCGGAGGAGCAUUGAGGUUGGUUUGGAGUGAGGACCGGGAUACGGAGUAGAGACUGGGGGCUUUUCCUUUACAUACUUGGUUUGGGUUAUUGGAAUUCUGCAUAGGGUGAGGGAUUGUUUGGUCUGGUUUGGUUGGGGGCUGGAAAACGGCGUUUGAGGUUGGAGAUCUCAGUCAUAUGGUAGGCUGGACUCUGAUGGGAAGCAUAUACCAGGACAGGCAAGGAAUGCUUUCUAGGACAUCAGCAUAGUACGAAUUCAAGGAUAAUGCAAGAAAUUCGCUCAAGCUGUCCUUAGUGAAAUGUGGUUUUGCUACUAUUGCAAAGCCAGACAGCAGAUAGAAGUAAAUCA
Molecule: messenger RNA, 1249 nt
Organism: Cadophora gregata
Lineage: Eukaryota; Fungi; Ascomycota; Leotiomycetes; Helotiales; Ploettnerulaceae
Exons: 2
Coding region: 62-916 (284 amino acids)
Biological process (GO): chromosome segregation
Cellular component (GO): MIS12/MIND type complex
Source: RefSeq, a predicted model, not a curated record